AUGAAGGUGUUCCAAAAGAAAAAACUUUCAAGAGUAUUUUCAGAGGACUAUGAUGGGGUGCAAUGGAAGAUACUAGAUCCGCGAGGACGUCCUAUAAACAUAUGGAACAAAUGUUUCCUUAUUGCUUCUCUAACUUCUCUGUUUGUUGAUCCAUUGUUCUUCUAUUUACCAAGUGUUAACGACGAAAUCUGUAUGGAUGCAAGUUAUCCUAUGGAGAUAGUCCUUACAAUCGUUCGAUCAGUCAUAGAUGCAUUUUAUCUGGUUCAGAUUUUAGUUCAGUUUCGAACAGCUUACGUUGCACCUUCCUCUCGUGUUUUUGGAAGAGGUGAGCUAGUCAUUGAUUCUUCAAAGAUUGCUUCAAGGUAUCUUCGUAAGGACUUUUUGCUCGACGUCUUGGCUACUCUUCCUCUACCUCAGGUUUUGAUUUGGGCUGCAAUUCCAUCUCUGAGAGGUUCAAAUAGGAUUGGUGCAAAACACGCCUUACGCCUAACUAUCAUUUCUCAGUUCCUCUUGAGGCUAUGCCUGAUUUUUCCACUUUCAUCUCACAUUAUCAAGACCACUGGUGUGAUGGUGGAAGCUGCUUGGGCUGGCGCGGUUUAUAACCUCGUGCUCUUCAUGUUGGCAAGUCAUGUCAUGGGAUCUUGCUGGUACCUUUUAGCUGUGGAGAGGCAAGAACAGUGUUGGAAGAAGAUUUGUGAUCAACAGCAACCGUAUUGCCAAUAUUGGUAUUUCGACUGCCAGAGGAAGAACGAUAACAGUAGAAUCGCGUGGUACCAGCGGAGCAAUAUAUCUUCAUUAUGUGGUCCUAGCAGCAACUUCUUCCAAUUUGGAAUCUUUAAUGAUGCACUGACUUAUCGCGUUACACAGUCAUCGUUCUUGAACAAGUAUACGUAUUGUUUCUGGUGGGGCUUAAGGAACCUAAGCUCUAUCGGGCAGAAUCUCUUGACUACUACUGACAUUAAUGAGAUAAAUUUCGCGGUUGUUCUUGCAAUUCUUGGAUUGUUGCUUUUCGCGUUACUUAUUGGGAAUAUGCAGACCUUCCUUCAAUCUACUACUAUGAGACUCGAAGAAUGGAGGAUUAGGAGGACGGAUACAGAAGAAUGGAUGCAUCAUCGUCAACUCCCUCACGAUCUAAAGGAGAGGGUUCGGAAAUAUGAUGUGUAUCGUUGGGUGACAACAAGAGGUGUUGAUGAAGAAUCCAUCGUUAGAAGCCUUCCUGUUGAUCUCAGAAGGGACAUCAAACGUCAUCUUUGUCUUGAUCUAGUUCGUCGAGUACCUUUGUUUGAUCAAAUGGAUGAGUGUAUCUUAGAUGCAAUAUGUGAAAGGUUGAAACCACUUCUAUACACCACGGGAACUUGCCUAGUUCGCGAAGCUGAUCCAGUGAACGAAAUGCACUUCAUUAUAAGAGGACAUUUGGAUUCCUACACUACUGAUGGAGGAAGAACAGGUUUCUUUAACUCGUGUCAGCUCGGUCCAUGUGAUUUCUGUGGUGAAGAAUUACUAACAUGGGCACUAGACCCUCGUCCGAGCAUCAUCCUUCCCUCCUCUACACGUACAGUGACCGUGCUCACUGAAGUAGAAGCGUUUGCAUUGGCUGCAGAAGAUGUGACCUUUGUGGCAUCACAGUUCCGUAAACUGCAUAGCAAGCAGUUAAGGCAUACAUUCAGGUUUUACUCGAACCAAUGGAGGACUUGGGCCGCGUGUUUUAUACAAGCAGCUUGGUUUCGAUACAAGAGAAGGAGAGAGGCUGCUGCGCUUAAUAAAGCGAAGCAGAGUCCCCUGGCUGCUCCUCUGCCUACUGAACCACGAGAUGAACGAAUUAGAAGCGUGUCGUUGGGACAAAAGGCUUCAGAGUUUGCUGUGUAUGCUGCAACAUUGGCAGCAAGCAACAGAAAAGGUGGAAGCAUGAGGGGAGAACUAGAAAUUAUUAGUUCAUUACAAAAACCUGUGGAACCUGAUUUUUCGGUUGAGGAUAGAUGA
Molecule: messenger RNA, 1980 nt
Organism: Solanum tuberosum (potato)
Lineage: Eukaryota; Viridiplantae; Streptophyta; Magnoliopsida; Solanales; Solanaceae
Product: putative cyclic nucleotide-gated ion channel 15
Exons: 6
Coding region: 1-1980 (659 amino acids)
Biological process (GO): transmembrane transport; potassium ion transport
Cellular component (GO): membrane
Molecular function (GO): voltage-gated potassium channel activity
Source: RefSeq, a predicted model, not a curated record